This is a messenger RNA of Caenorhabditis angaria, 2258 nucleotides long. Lineage: Eukaryota; Metazoa; Nematoda; Chromadorea; Rhabditida; Rhabditidae. The record is from the annotation of a GenBank genome assembly.
AUGAUGGUAGUCGCGAGAAUUAUACCAAUUUUCCUACUUAUUCUAAUUCUGUUGACAAUAAUAUUUUUCCGCAUAUUGAAUUCAAUUGAUAAUUCGGGAAAAAUCGAUGAUCGAUCGAUAAUUCUGAAAUAUUUCGAGGAAUUUCAGAAAGACGGUAACACAUGGCAGAGGAAUACUACUCCCCAACCAAAAAAUAAUUUUGAUUAUUUUGUGAGUUUUUUCUUUCUUAACACUCGGCGACAUCUAUUCUGGAAUUCCAGAAAAAUUUAAAUUCCUACAACUACUCAACAGCUGCUGUAAAGUGUAAUUCAACUAAUAAUGUUGAUCCAAAAUUAUUGAGAGGAAUCAAGAAUAAUCAUGGAAGAUGUGAAGUUGUUAUGUUGGUUCGAUUUUGGCAUCAACCCGACAUUCUUUGGUUUAAUUACGAGAAUGUUAUGAAAAUGUGCGAUGAAGAAAGUGGUGUUAGAGAUAUUCAGAUUUUCCCGUUUGUCUCAAAUUUAGGGAAAGAAGAGAAUGAUAUGAAAUAUUGGGUUGCUCUUCCAAAAUGCGUGAGUUUGGGGACCUGCUAGAAAAUAUAUAAACUCAAAAAAAUCUUCAGCAAAUCGACUCCAACUUCCUUAUAAAAAUUGGCGGAGACUCCGAUAAAUCGCCCGAAGAAUCAUUGAAAAUCUACAUCCCUGACUUGCAGAUUGAAUAUAUUCCCAAAAAUCCUGAAAACUUCACAGACAUUCUAUCAGAAAUCAAAGAGAAAUCAAAUUCAAAUUCGUCCAUUAUUAUUGAUAUGUUAUGGAUUUCACAUGAUUCGAAUAUUGAAGUUCUCGAACUUUUGAUGGACAAGACAAUCGAGAAAAUGAAUAUUGUUUUUUGUCAGAUAAAUUUAGAAAUUAGCAAGGAAGAUGCUGAAGUAUUUGAAAGGUUUUUGCGUAGUUUUUUUGCGCGAUUGAAUUAUAUUGGACUUAGGCCAAGUUCGACAAGAAAAUCUACUUAUCGAAGCGGAUAUUUUCAAAAUAUUAAUGAUCAUCGAUGUAUUCAAAAACUUUUUUAUAUAAAUUUUUCUGUAAAAAAGGACAUAAAUUGAAAUUAUUAAAACGUGAAAACGUUUCCACGUGAAAAAAAUUGACAAAAAUAAUCAUUUUUCAUUUUUUCAUCGCUUGGAAAUGGAGAGCAAUAUGGCGAUUUGAAAAAUUAAAAAAAAAAGUGAGUAUUCUUCAAAAAAAAUAAUUUUUAUAAAAUGGGAUACGGUUUAAAGGAACAUGCAACUUUUUGUUUGUGUCUCGCGGCGAUCUCUCGCGCGUAGCAUUUUUUUGAAAGUUGCAUUCAAAAUAUUUUUUUCUCGUUCAAUUGCACAGCCGCUCAAAUACAUUGAGAGAGUAGAAAUGCUGGGUAAAAACUGGUGCGCCCAUUUACACGGUCCCUAGGGUAACGUAUGAAAACGUGAAAAUAGCAUCAAAAUCAGCUCAUCGAGAUCUAGGCGACUAUGUUUUACUCACUUCGUAUAACUACCUAGGAAAAAAGUUAGCUUCCAAGCGAGACCAAAUAAAAAAUAAAACUCAUGUUCCUUUAAACACCGUAUGAAAAUUAACGUGUUUUCCUGGAAUAACUAGGGUAACUCGACAAGUAAAAAUAAGGUGAAUACACCAUUUAAUUCCUCGUUUCAUAACGAGUAUUAAGAUAUAAGUAACUUGAUUCCUAAUGGCUUCUAGAAAAAGCAGAUUUUCAGUUACGGUUUUGAUGUAUUAAAAAAUCGGUGCGCCCAUUUUGGAGAACUUCCCGGUAUCGAUAGCAGAACUUGAAUAUAUCAAAAAAUUCGUCUUUUCGUGAACUAUGCGACUAUGUUUUGCGUGUUAAGUUUUCUUAGCAGUUGAGCGCGUUAAAGACGCACAAAACGAAAAAAAUCAUUUUUCAGCGAAAAAGUUGUGCAUUGUGACAGUGCGGUGUGUGCACAGUUCGCCAACCGUACUCCACCCAAACAUUUCUACUCUCAAACGGGUGUGUCAAACACUUUUGAAAAACUGUUUUUCAGCUGGAAAUCGUAUAAAAUGCUGGAAUUACCGUCGAUAAUAUUGAAAUUGAAGUUUGGUGAGUUGUCUUUGGGGUUUGUGGGAAGUUUUCCAUAGAAAAAUCAAUGACUUCCAAGAAGAUUUUGUGUAAAUACAUGAUUUUUUCUUGAAAAUCAAUCAAUUUUAUUUAUUUUUCUUAUAUUUUCAGAUCGAAAAAAUGGAUUGCGAUGUGGUAUUUUGCGACAAAUCGACUUUUGA